Messenger RNA from Arctia plantaginis, 318 nucleotides. The record is from the annotation of a GenBank genome assembly. Lineage: Eukaryota; Metazoa; Arthropoda; Insecta; Lepidoptera; Erebidae.
AUGAAAGGUACUGUACGGAUGUGUCUUAUUUAUUUACUUACCGAAAAAGCCUUGAGGAAAACAAGACACUGGAUUAUUCCUUCCAUGGUGUCCCCGGUGAGACAGAAAGUCCCUGUGAGAUGCCUGCCUUUUUUAUCGCCUAUAGCGGGUGCGGCUGCUAGGCUAGCGUGCACGAGAGCACCGCGCGGCCUGGCGUCCCUCGUGGCCCCAAGCACUCCCGGGAGCGGCGCGCCUUCCAUUAGCCUUGCUAGCGGGUCCAUACCCGCACCACUAACAAUAGCUCAUGAUACACUCACUACACAAUUGUUUCCUAUUUAG